AUGUCGCGCAGUACCUCCUUCUAUGAGCCUCGGCGUGCCUCCACCUCCAAUGAUGCUACACAACGCCGCCGCUCCGAUCCCGUUCUGCACCAGGACACGUCCCUCUCCACGUCCCGCACAGGCGCCAGCUCCAACGAUGUGACCUUGACCCGUACUAUCCGAUCCGACAACAAGGACCCAUACGAUGAGCUCCGUCCAAGCUACUACGACAUUCGGCGUCGUAGCCAGGACGAGCUGUACAAACCGCGCCGAUCAUCCCGUGGUGGGGAUCAGGAUCUGGCCAACGAGCGCCGAUCUACCGUCGUACCCAACGACCAGCGUCGCAAGUCCUCUCGUGGCAGCAUGUUUAGCUACAUUGGGGGACCCGAGCAGCGCGGCUCUGUGCGCGUCAUCUACGACGAUUCGGAUCACCCUCAUCUCGAGGACUAUUUUUCAGGCCAGCGCAAUCGUGUCACGUACGAUCGCCUCCGUGCCUAUCGUGUGGAUCUGGCACUCUGGCUCAACUCCAUCUUCAACACGCAGUUGACCGAAGCCAACUUGCUGCAAGAGCUUGAAACGGGUGUGCUACUGUGCCGACUUGCCAUGAAGCUGCAAGCUGACUCUGGCAGCCUCACCCGUGGCUUUGCCUCCGGUCAUUCACGUCGUGUCUCCAAUGACCCGGUCAAAAUUCGCUGCAACAUGUCGGCCACUUCUGGCUCUUUCUUCGCGCGCGACAAUGUGGCCUGCUUCAUCACUUGGUGCCAAUCCAUUGGCGUGGAUGACGCUGUCAUUUUUGAGCCUGAAGACCUCGUGCAGCACAAAAACGACAAGAAUGUGCUCUACUGCCUGAUGGAAAUUGCUCGCAUUCAAACGGCAGUCGAGCCACCGACCCUUAUCGCUUUGGAGCGCACCGAGGGCAAGCCCCAGGAUGAAGAUGAGCUAGCACGCCUCUUGCGCGCCGUGGAAGAAGAAUGCAAGGCCUCGGGUCACUCCCCGUCCCGUGUGCGCCAUGUCGGCAAUGGCCGUUUCACGGUUGAUGGCUAUGGACCAACCACCAUGGGCCUCUUGCACGACGCCGUUGUGGUGCGCGUUGGCCGCGAGUGGGAUAGCCUACCUCACGUACUUGAUAAUCCUUCCCUUGUGGUCAAGACAGUCUCGGCUCCGGGAGGAAGUUCUCCGGAUUUGCGUACGGACCGUCGAGAGCGCUCCGUGCAAUCUACAGAGCUGGGCACGAUCAAUGAAGACGCAACAAUCCGAAACCUGCGCCGUCGUAUUGCCGAGCUUGAAAAAAUGCUGGCUGACCGAACGGCCGAGUUGGAUGCCGCUCGCGCUAGCGCAACGCGCAACAAUCUGGAUUAUGGCGAGGCUAGCAAUUCUGUUGAACGUUUGGAGAAGGAGCUGAACCGUGUGCGUGGGGUCCUUGAAGAUACGUCGACCGAAAACAACGAGCUUCGCGAAGAACUUGACCGUCUCAAAAUGAUGCUGGCGCGCCUCGAGCGUGAGCAACAAGUGAAGCAGGGCGGCAUCACACGCGCUGAGCACGAGCGGCUCCUCAUGGAGCAGCGCCAGGACUUGGAAGAGGAGCAGCGUCGGGCAUUGAAAGACGCACGCUCUCAACACGGCGCUGAAAUCAAACAAAUGUCAAACCGUCUCAAAACUCUGGAAAUGUCCGAGGCUACCCUUGCUCGCGACAAGGACGAUGCACAACAUGAUCUAGAAGCAGCCAACGAUGAGCUCCGCACUUGCCAGGCUCGCCUGCAGGCGGCUGAGGCCCUGCUUCAAACUCGCGAGGCUGAGCUGGAGGACGAACGACAAGCCGUCGCGGACCUGCGAGAACAUGCCAAAGACGCCGAGGAGCUAGAGUUGUUGCGCCGUCGUCUCCGCAAUGCAGAGCAACGACUGGGCGAUCAAGACAAGGAAAUCAGCCGACUUGAGCCCUUUGAAGAGCGAAGCCAAGAGUUGGAGGCUGAGCACAAGAAGAUGCAAGCAACCAUGGAUGGUCUCAUCCGCGACAAGUCAAAGUUGCGCAGCGAGCUGGAUGAGCUGCGCGCCAAGCUGGCCGCCUUGGAAAGCGAAAAUGCCAAGAAUGCAUCCGAGACGCAAAAGGCCAACGAGCUCGAAGCUCAGCUGGCAGAGCUUACCAAACAGUUGCAGAGCGCGGAGGCGGAUUGCGAAGCCUCAGCAGCUGCCGAGCGCGAAGCCAACGAGAAGCUGGCCCGCCUCCAGGCUGAGCAAGAGGCUUCAGCAGAUCGUGAGAAAUCGGCAAACUCCGACCUCGCCAAGCAGUUGGCCGAGUUGCAGGCGCUGCUUGCGACCCGCGACAACGAGCUGGCUGAAGAGCGCAAGCAGCGAGAUGGUUUGGAGCAAGAGUUGGCCGCACUCAAGAAAGACAUGGACUCAAAGUUGGCUGAAGACUCGGAAGAAUCGGCGCGUCUGCGCAAGGAGCGGGAUGAAGAGCGUGCCAAGGCUGAGGAACUGCAAUCUGAACUUGACCAAUUGCGUCAGCAAAACGAGGACAACAAGCAAAAGUGCAAGGAAGAAAAGGAUGCGUUGCGCCAAGAACGCGACAAGGCUUUGCAGGAGCGAGAUGAUCUGGCCGAGCGUCUUUCCGCGCUUGAGACGGAGUGCGCCCAACUCAAGGAGCAGUUGGCUGACAAGGACGCCGAAAUUGAGCGCUUAAAGGCACGCAUUUCUGAGCUGGAGGAUAUUCUGUCUCAGCGGGAGGGCGAGCUGACGGCCGCCACGGCUCUGAACGAGGAGCUGCAAUUCCGCCUGGAUGAGCUCACUGGCAAUUUGGCUGAUAAGGAGCGUGAGGCUGAGGACCUUGCUCGUCAGCGCGCCGAGGCUGAAGCAGCUCGCCAGCAGGCCGAGGAAGAGGCUCGCAAACGCGCCGAAGAAGCGGCUGCUCAGCAAGAGCAGGCCAAGUUGGCAGCGGAUCGAGCUCGGGAAUUGGCGGAGAAGGAGGCCGCUCGAUUGGCGGCAGAAGAGGAAGCAGCGCGUUUGGCCGCCGAAGCCGCGGCAGCGCGCUUAGCUGCCGAGGAGGAGGAACGCAAGCGCCGUGAAGCAGCAGAAGAGGAAGAGCGCUUGCGUCGUGAGGCCGAAGAAGAAGCGGAGCGCAAGCGUCUCGAGGCCGAAGAGGAGGAGGCUCGCCUGCAAGCUGAGGCUGAAGAGCGUUCGCACCAGGCGGCUUUGGAAGCCCUGCGUACGGACGAAGUGAAGAUGAACAUGCAUCGCCAGAUGACGCAUUACCGCGAGGAUAUCUGCGACUGGGUCAAUGAGAUGCUAGGCACGAACCUGCAACAAAACACGUUUCUAUUGAAGAUGCAGAACGGCGUCCUGUUGGCCGAAUUGGCCAACGCCAUUGAUGGUGACGAGGCGCAACUACGCGCAGAAGAGGCAGCCCAAGCUGCCGAGACUGCUGCAACAUCCAAAGAUACAGGUGCCAAGGGGAACACGGCCAGGGGUUCCUCCAUCAAGCCCCCAACGAGCAGGGCUUCAUCUGGUAGCCUGCGGGCACCGCCUGCGGCACGCCGACCCUCGGGCCCACCCAAGAGCAAGUCACGCUCGACCAUCACAGCCCCCAACGGUGCUGCUGCCGUGCCUCGACCUGAGGCGCCAGCUCUGCAGGGCAUUCGCACGCGUCUGCCAUCGGCGCACGAUCCCGUCCGUAUCAACCGUCGUCGCCUCGAGCUGUUCAAGUUUGACACUCCUGCCAACGAAGAGGGUUUGGCCGAGUUUAUUCGCACGCGCCCCUUGCAGUACUGCCGUUACGAGCCGAUCGCGCGUUCGGGCACGGACAAAGCCCACAGUAACAUCAACAACUUUAUUGAGUGGGCCCGUUCCUUGGGAUUGGAGAACCCAGACGUGUUUGAGUUGGAAGAUCUGACCGAGCUGCGUGAUGAGCGCCGAUUCAUUUGGAGCCUGUACGACGUUGCGCGACGCACACGAGGCAUUCGCGUGCCUCGCCUUGUGUGGAUCGAACGGAUCCGCUUUCUCAAGCGCCAGCGACCAAUCAAGGGGGAUAAGCUGGAUGCCGCGGUCUACAAGGUGGUCAAUGCUUGCAUCAAUCAGCCGCCAUACAAGGCGAGCUGUGCGGUACGCCAGGUGCAUCGUGUGGCAGAGGGCAAGUAUGUAUUUGGUGACGAAGCAAGCAAGCCCGUGCUUUUGCGCAUCACGGAGAAGAACGUGAUGGUUCGAGUUGGUGGCGGCUGGGAAACGUUGAAGCGUUUCCUCGAGACGCGAUUCGAAACUGAUCCAAAGUUGAAGACGGACAAGGCCCGCACCGAAGAGCUGUGGGCGGAGCAUUUAGCGGCGGCCGAGAAGGGAGAGCCCAUCGAGUACCAGGCGAGUGAUCUUUCGAGCAUCAACCUUUUCACGACUCGUCCCGAUUACCGCAGCUUCCAGCCCGACUUUACUCCGGGCAAUGAGGCAGAGGACACAAGCGCAGGCGAGCCAACGGCUAUUCUCUCCUUUCUCUCUCUCUCUCUUUCUCUCUCUCUGUGUGUCUCUGUCUUGCUCGGCAUUUGCUGUCAAGCGCCGGCUCGCCAGCACGCUGCCCUUCAGCGAGUUCUUGGAAGAGAAGCGAAGCUGGCGGGCAAACGGACUUUGAAAUCUGCGGACUCUAUUCGUGAAAGCGCGCUCCUCCUCCCGGCGCUGCCACCAAACGCCUUUCCCACCGUUGGUGGCAUGCAUGCACCCGGCGCCACCGCCAACCGCGACAUGCCCACGGUCGUCACCCCGGCCCACUACCCGGGCCUGGCCACAUGGACCGUUGCGACCGGCGUGGCCCGUCCGCACUCGGGUAUCAGUAAGCUCAAGAUCCCCACGGGACCCUUCGGCAACGACUACAUCGACCUGCACCUUGUGGAACCCUUUGGGGCCCAACUGGAAGAGCUGCCCCUGGACACGCUGGUCUUCCGCGAGCCCGGCCAAAGCCUGGUGUUCUAUCUGCCACUGUACUUUGAGCAACAGCUGCAGCCCAACCUGGCGCAGCGCAUUGAUACUCGCUUUCGCGUCUGCAAAGACUCGCGCGACCUGGUCAAAAAGUUUCUCGUUGCCCUUUCCCAAUGGUCCGACAUUGCGCCCGAGGGCCCAGCUGCCAUGUUCUUGUCCCAAUGCCUUUCCCACCCCAUCCUUUCACGCCUGCGCGAGCCCGAUGAGGCUUCUCGAAUUAUCAGCCCAAUCAUUGGCUGUGGUACCAACCGCCGCGUCAAGUCGAGCCUGGCUGAUUCACCACAGUUUGCCGUAAAAAUGAACCGCAUCAACCUGGCGCUCAACAAGGUGGGCCUACAUGCCGAGUAUCGCCCUGGCAACGAAAAAGACAAGGGUCUGCGCGUUCGCCGCGUUCCGCCUGUAGCCCCGGGCACCAGCAUGUCCCCAAGUGCACCUCUCGGUCACGUACCAGCGCAUGUAACAGCACCGAAUCUGGCCAACUCACCCAUGCAGCAAAGCAUGUCGCCCAACGCCAGCGCGCCCGGAAGCGCACGCCACCGUGGCACAUCCAAACCCGUGUCGCUUCGCGCCGUUGAUCCCCGCGUUGCUCUUGUCACACCCAGCACUGGUGGUUUACACGCCGCUGCAGAUGUCUCGGGCAUGGAUCGCUCCCGCGCGCCUGCCCACGGCGAACCAGCCCCGCUGCCGCUGAACGAAGAUCAUGCGCAGCCGGCCGAUGGUGAAUCAGGCCCAGAUGUGGACAGGGACCCAAACGAUGAACAUGGUUCCAGUUUGGAACCACAAGCGCCGACCCAAGUCAUGCUGCAACAGGGUGACAGCUUGGAUGAGAAUGCUGCUAACAGCAGCGUUCCCUCACAGGCACCCCUGCAGUCACAACCUGCACAUGGUGCUGUUGGGCCAGCCGCGCAUGUGGAUGCGCCAGGAGGCACGGGGUCUGAUGCGCCUGCUCCAUCGACCUCCCUGUCUCAUGCUGUGCCGCCACUGGCUCAGCCCAAUGCCACGGCCAUGGGCAUCCCUCUGCCCAGUUCCUCCACCGUGAUGGCGACCUCGUACAUGAAUCCACCGGCUUAUGGAGCGACCAUGCAGGAACACCCCACGCUCUACACAAACACCCCAUUACCACCACGCUCCCGCAACCUGCCACGCCAAUCCAGCUCGUCUCGUCGCCGCAGCAGUCAGCCCCAACCACAAGCCCUCGCGUCCCUUGACACCAGUGGUGCACCCGUCAUGGCCUCACAAUAUCUCAACACCAACGCUCCCAUGCCCUACCCGCCCGCACCAUACGUCAUGGGGCCAGGCAAUGCUAGCUUGCCGCCCAUGCAAAUGGCACUGUCCCACGAGAUGAUGUCGCCCAUGGCUAUGGUCUUGGGUCGGCGACGGCCCACAAGUGCAGAGGAAGCCAUCUUAAGCAACCCCAUCAAGCUGCUUGAGAAACUGCUCCAGCUCGUCGACCCUCACAAGGACAAAAUUCCGGUUAUCUGCAACCUGGUGGCCUACUCCAUGCAAGACCUGCAGCAAGGCGCCAGCUUUGAAUCACGGCUUCGCUGCUUGCAGCUGCUUCUACGUCAGACGGACGUUCUCAUGACCAUGCCCAUCUGGCAGAUGCUGGGAGACGAAGAAUACGUUUCGGCCGUUCUCUCCACGCUGGACUCGCUGCGAAGCGCGCUGAUUACGACCGACAAUGAACUUUCAGUCGUAGCGUCGCAAAUAGUCCAUGCAGAGGUUCCAGAGCAUGUGGCAGCCGAUGACAAUACAGAUGACAAUGGCGAACCGAGUGCCAAGCGCCCACGCCCCCAGGAUUUGGAAAAGGAAUUGAUGCACGCUCAACCACCGCCAAUCACCCUGCAGGGUCUGAGCCGGCUUUUGACGGAUGUGCUUCCUCGUCGUCUUCCCGCCCCCGCUGAAGUUCCCAACUCCCUCCUUGAGCAACUGCAAUCGACAAUUACAACGGCGGCUGAUCCGACCGCCAUGGUGGCAAGCCUUUGCUUUGCUAUGGGUUCCAUGUUUGCGCACAUGCACGAGGAUUCGGGCGCGGGUUCGGACACGGAUGCCAUGGUCAACAUGGCACCCAUUCAUCACCCGCCUGCCGACAUUGUGCCCGAAUCGUAGACAAAAAAAUGUUGCUGUGAGUCAAUGAGUGUGUGCAUGAAUAUGUCCCCCCUUUGCUGAGUUGAGAAGUUUUUGUUCAUGAUAUUCUGUAUGUGGCACAAUCACUUGUGUGUUGCUUGUAUUAAAUGGCAUGUCAAGCUUUGAAGGCGGCGCCUUCCUUGUAGCGGUGACUGCUGGCUGUUGUCUGUUCUUGUUGCUCUCUCUCUCUCUCUCUCUCUCUCUCUCUCUCUCUCUCUCUCUCUCUCUCUCUCUCUCGCUCUCUCUCUCUCUCUUUUCUCUUCUCUUCUCUUCUCUUCUCUUCUCUUCUCUUCUCUUCUCUUCUCUUCUCUUCUCUUCUCUUCUCUUCUCUUCUCUUCUCUUCUCUUCUCUUCUCUUCUCUCUGCCUUUCCCCUUUGAUGUGUGUCACCGGAUGAAUUAGAUUUAAACAUUCAA
This is a messenger RNA of Monosiga brevicollis MX1, 7473 nucleotides long. RefSeq lists its product as uncharacterized. Lineage: Eukaryota; Choanoflagellata; Craspedida; Salpingoecidae. The coding region runs from base 1 to 7041 and encodes 2346 amino acids. The record is from RefSeq and is a predicted model, not a curated record. The transcript is spliced from 65 exons. Gene Ontology annotation, cellular component: actin filament. Gene Ontology annotation, biological process: actin crosslink formation. Gene Ontology annotation, molecular function: actin filament binding; cytoskeletal adaptor activity; microtubule binding.